AUGCUCGCCCCCAGCUCCGCUCCAAUGCCAGAGCAGGGCUGGCAAACCACAGGAGCAACGGGAAGCCUCCAGAGCCUGAAGAAAUUUAACAGCCAGGAUUUCAAAAAGCUGCGAGCCUUGUGCCUGAGCCAAGGGCUGCUCUUUGAGGAUGCCACCUUCCCUGCUUACAUCAGCUCCAUUGGUCCCAGCCUGCUCCCGGAGGAGAAGCUCUGGCAAAUACAAUGGAAAAGGCCAACGGAACUUCAGAGAAAUCCUUAUUUGAUCAUGGAUGGAGUUAGCAGAUUUGAUAUCAUGCAAGGAGAAAUAGGUGACUGCUGGAUGCUGGCUGCCCUGGGCUCCUUGACACUGCGAAAACAAUUUUUGGAAAAUGUUUUACCAAAGGACCAAGGAUUCCAGGACGAUUAUGCUGGGAUUUUUCAUUUCCGGUUCUGGCAAUAUGGAGAAUGGGUGGAUGUAGUGAUAGAUGACCGGCUGCCAAUCCUAAAUGGAAGAUACUUGUUUGUACACCCCCGAACUUCAAAUGAAUUCUGGCCAUCCUUGCUGGAAAAAGCAUAUGCCAAGUUGCGUGGCUCCUACCAGAGCCUGAAUGGAGGCUACCUUUCAGAUGCUUUAGUAGACCUCACAGGUGGAGUCCAAGUGCAGUUUUCACUGAAGGAUCCACCUCCUGAUCUGGAGGAGAUCCUGAAAGCAGCUGACAGGUCUCGAUGCCUCAUGGGGUGCAGCACCCAGGGCCAGUCAAGGAGGAACAUAGAGCUGAGGAAUGGGAUUGUACAGGGUCAUGCCUACACCAUCACAGGAGCUGUGAAGAUCCCCUACAAGAAUGGCUGGAAACAUAUCAUCAGGAUCUGGAACCCAUGGGGCCAUGGGGAGUGGAAGGGGCCCUGGAGUGAUGACUCUCGUCAAUGGGACCGUGUUGAGCCUCAAUACAGAGAAGCCCUUCUCAGAAAUAAGGAUGAUGGAGAAUUCUGGAUGUCCUCUGAGAACUUCCAGGAGCAGUUUUCAUGGCUGUAUAUAUGUAACAACACCCCAACAUUCCUGGACUUUGGAGAUGAACACUGCACAACGUGGUCUCUGACCAGCUACACCAACCUGUGGAGCCCAGGCCUUCCCACAAGGAGGAACCGCUAUUCCCCGGGUGCAGCUUCAACAAACCCUCAGUAUUUUUUCAAAGUUCUAGAUCACGACCCAAAUACCUAUAAUGUAGCAAUUUCACUCAUGCAAAAACACGCUGAGCAUAUGCAGGAUGAAAAAAACCUGAAGAUUGGCUUUUUCAUCACCACGGAGAAUUCCAGAGUUCUGAAGCAAAUCUUUAUCCGGACUCAAGAUGUGACCAGCUACUUUAACCUGAGUCCAGGAACCUAUGCUGUUAUUCCUGCUGCAACAGAGGACCAAGAAUUCAAAUUUCUCUUACGAAUUUUCAUAAAGAGUCAAGACUACAAUGAGACCUCAAACUCCCUGACCAGCCCAGUGGCGCCAAUGGAUGUACCGAGACAGAACCAGGACAGCUCCUAUAAGGCUCUUUUCCUAAGAUAUGCUAAGCAGGACUCAACUAUUGAUGCCUUGCAGCUGCAACAACUCCUUAAUGAAGUGAUCUCAAAAGAUGAAAUGACCAGCCUGGGAGGGAGAUUCAGCUUUGAUUCAUGCAGAGGCAUUUUAGCUCUGAUGGAUCUCAACUCGAAUGGAAGACUCACCCUGCAGGAGUUUGGGAGCCUCUGGCGAUGUCUCACAAAGUACAUGGGUAUCUUCAGCAAGGAAGACAGAAACUGUUCUGGAUUUCUUGAUGUUGCUGAGCUGAAGAAUGCAAUUCAGGCAGCAGGUCUGGCCACCGACACGCAGCUGCUGCGCCUGAUGUCGCUGCGCUACGGCGAUGCCGGUGGCAGGGUCGGAUUCUCCGACUUCGUGUGCUGCAUGCUGCGCCUUGACACCAUGACCCAUGCAUUCCAAAACUUAGCAGAGGGCAGGUCACAAAUUUUGAUGACAGCAAUGGAGUGGCUGACUCUUGUCAUGUACACCUAG
Molecule: messenger RNA, 2016 nt
Organism: Cinclus cinclus
Lineage: Eukaryota; Metazoa; Chordata; Aves; Passeriformes; Cinclidae
Gene: CAPN13
Product: calpain 13
Exons: 20
Coding region: 1-2016 (671 amino acids)
Biological process (GO): proteolysis
Cellular component (GO): cytoplasm
Molecular function (GO): calcium ion binding; calcium-dependent cysteine-type endopeptidase activity
Source: RefSeq, a predicted model, not a curated record